ACGUCAACAUCGAUGUUCCUGGUGAAAAAGUGCAGAUGCACACGGCUGUCCUAAGAGCAGACAAGUGUACAGAGGAGAAACAGUGUCAUGGAAAAAACACCCCAUGGAAAAUAUGUUAACAUCUGAGGGUUUGAGAUUGUGGUGGCUCUAAGGAGGUUGAGUACGUAGUACGUUCACACUGGAGACGUAACACAAGUAAGUGCUCAGAACAGUUAUUAUGCAGACCUAAUGGACAUGUUGUCCCACAAUGCAAUGGACAAAUGACAUGCAGAUGGCAGUGAGACAGUUCUUGGAAAACAAAGUCAUAAGCAUAAAAGCUUUGGAAAAACCCUUUUGCUUUCUUUCUCUCUCUGAAGUUCAUGUGACUGUGGCAUUAUGGGGAAGUUUCUCAAUUUCUUGUGUCGUAACUGCAAUAACAUUGUACUAUAAAGAUAUCGUAAAUACUUGGCACAAUUUGUAUGUAGCACAGAACUGGGACUAAAAUGCAAUGUCGUUCCUUCAAAGUUAAUAUUCCUGUUUAUGAAAUGUCUGAUCAAUCUGCUUUUUUCAUGUCCGAGGCUGAUAUCAAUAUAAUUCGUAUGGCUGCACUUUGCCUCACCUGGCCACCUGAAGAGCAUCAUGCCUGAACUGUGAAAGAAAUAUUCUCCUCCCCCGAGGGAAGAAAUGCAGAGCCCAUAAUUUACUGCUGCUUCUUUUCUUAUUUAAACCUCACAGCAGCAUUUUGGAUUAGUCGGCACCAUUCAAACAUUCGAAAUGAAAUUGUAAUUGAAACUUUAUUUUAAAGGGCAUUGUAAGUGUAUUGUAGAAUACUUGAUAUAACUCAAUGUGGCUGAUACCUCAUGACAUUGCUAUUGGGUUGUAUAUAGUACUGAGCAUUGGACCGGCGUGUCCUCUCUAUCAACGAGGGGUUUAACUGUUCCAAUAAAACGACUAAUACACAGUGGUACCUAUUUGUGAAGAGUGCUUUCAGCACUUUUAUUGGUGUAUUCUGAUGUUAUUGGUAAAAACGGUUUGAUCGGAGAAUACUAAUGGUCGCAUUUUGUGGUUGAGCGGUGUGACCAGAAUCCGAAAGCAUGCUUAAUUAAAUCACAUUAAACCCAAUAAAAAGACAAUGUGGUGGUAGAACAGGAGACACAAUGAAAAGGGGUCUGUGAGGGAGCAGUUAUAGUGAGCGCUGUGCACACGCUGUGCACUCGAAUAACGAAUCAUGUUUUCCUGAAAAGUAAAAGAAAAUAGAAAUGAAAAAGUGUUUUGCAUUUAUUUUUGUUUGCUACUUUUUUAAUGAACGACUGUGUUGUCAGUCACACUUUUUUUUUCUCUCUGUGUGUGUGCGCGUGUGUGGGUGUGUGUGCGCGUGUGUUCAGCUGUGGUUACACAGGUGUGAUGAGAGCCUGAAGGCGGGUUCUCUAGCAAGGCACUACACCACAGCUGGAUGCACCGCAUUCCAUCUGACUAACCCUCUCGCUCCACUCGCUCUUCUCCCCUCUCAUCCUUUCUCAUCACCAUUUCUCCAACACUUCACCUCUUCUGUCUUCAUCACAAGCCGAAAGAGAUUGCAGAAGCACCGGGACCAACUUGACUGUGAAGACUCCUUUUGAAUGCGCCAGAAGAGCAGAGAGAGUUUGCGAGGAGCCGUAAGAAAAAGGCACCGGGAGGAGCAAACACAUGAAGCAGAACUGUGGGAGAGAUUGAAGCCUUAACAAGAGCUGGCUUCAGGAAAUAGUUGAGAGAAGAGGAGUGGAUGACAGAAAUUAAGAAACGUAGAAAGAAGAAAGUCAGUGUAGGAUUUGGGAAUAAUGAAGAAAAGCACUCGAAUAUGGUUGAGAUAAACAGUCGUGAUGAACAGCCAGAGAGCUGGAGAUGGAAAGAAACAAGUGCAACCCACAACUGAUGCAAACUCAUGUCCACACGCACACACACACACACACACACACACACACAGAGACAACCCACCCACAGUCACCAGAGACCUGAUUAAGAAAGCAGAGCUAUCGAUCUGUGGGCUGGCAGGCUAGGAUGGAUGAGCAGGCAGGGCUGCAGGAGCACCAGAGGACAGCUUCAGUGCCCCCAGAUCCCCCCCCCCCCACCCCACCGACGUCAGACCUGGGAGUUGGCCAGGAGGGUUGGGGCUGCCACAUCGAGGCUGCAGCUAGCAGCAGAGGGUCAAAAGGAAAACUGAAGAGUCGAACUGGUGUGAAGUAAUAGAUACACUCUACUGAUAUGUGUGUGUGGUGAGAUGGAGGGGGGGGGGGUACAAAAGGGGGGGAAUGGAAGCUGGUGGAUAUUCCCUGGACUCGAGCUUGAUGGAGUACUCGUGCCCUUGAACUACAUUCACCUCCCUUUCUCAGACACGCGGGCACACACACACACACACACAUUCAAACACUCCCGCCCUGUGUUUCCUGGAGCAUGGUGAGGGAGGUUGUCUGCAGAUGGCUGCUUAUUGGGCCCCAGGGUCCUGGAGGCUGGGUUAUGGGGGACACCGGUAAGGUUGUUUAUGUGUUUGAGACACUUAGAGAGAUUGGGCCGCGUGGCAAAGGUUUGAAAAUAGUGGCCGAUGUUGUAAAGAGAUGACGGGAGACUUUACACUGUCAUGUUGUUUUGGUGUCUUUUUACUUUGUCACAGUUUCACUUUUAACACAAGUCUGCCUGCAAGGUUAAUAUGUAUUCACUUUUAUAGAUUAGCGUAGCUUCCUUUCCGGACGAUGGACACAUUAGGUAGUAACAGGAGCCAGCUGGCAUCACUAGCUCACAACAGAUUGAAACAGUAUUAGAUUUCAAAGUGAGAUUUUUUUAUUAUUACAUCCAGCACGCUGAUUGAAUGCCAGCUCAUUCAAUCAUUGAUUCAUUUUCUCUACCCGCUUCUCAGCAUCGUAUCCCAGCAUACACCUGGUGGAAGGCAGACAGAAAAGCCCGACAGCAUGCAACUGUGUCACAGGGCGGACGGACGGAGACCGACGGGAUGUACGAUCAAUGAAGUUGUUAUUUGCAGAACAAAAGACACAAGGACAGGUGUGGAGCUCCGCAGAACCUCAUCACAAAGUAGAGGAUGUCCUUUACCCAUGGAGGACUCAAGGCAAGGGAGUGGUCAGGGUGAAGAGAGACUGGAUCAUCCCUCCAAUCAGAGUGCUGGAGAAUAGCAAGCAGGUUCCUGAAGACCUUGUCCAGAUCAAAUCGGACAAAAUCUUUACAGGUGAUGUGAUCUAUAAGUUGGAGGGGCCAGGCGUGGACCAGGAUCCCAAGAAUCUGUUUGAGAUUGAUGACAUAACGGGAGUAAUCAGGUGCAAGCGGCCGCUGGACAGAGAGAGACACAACAGCUUCACGCUGAAAGCCUUUGCGCUGUCCCCCAGUGGAGAGAGACUAGAGAACCCUACCAUCAUAGAGAUCGUGGUGCUGGAUCAGAACGACAACAGACCCGCCUUCACCCAGAAGCAGUUUGGUGGCUCUGUCUCUGAGUUCUCAGUCCCAGGCACCUCAGUGAUGUCAGUGUCAGCCACCGAUGCAGACGACCCAAUGACAGAAAACGCUUAUCUGAGCUACUCCAUCAUUGGCCAGGAGAGCAUUCCUGCCAACGCUGUUAACAAGACUAUGUUUGGUAUCAACAACGAGACGGGAGCCAUCUACACGAGAGAUGUGGGCCUGGACCGAGAGGUGGUGACAAGUUUCAGAUUAAAACUGCAGAUUGCUGAUAUGGGGGGCAUGGGACUAACAGGUGAAAGUGUGGCAAUCAUACACGUUUCUGAUAUCAACAACCACGCCCCGCAGUUCAGCCCUGCCGUGUACAGCAUGGCAGCGGUAGAGAACAGGAAGGACUAUGAGAUUGGCCGAGUGAAUGUGACAGACAGAGAUGAUCGUGGAGCAGGCAACUGGGAGGCCAGGUACUUCAUUUCCAACGACCCUGAGGGCAACUUUGCCAUCAGUACGGAUCCUGGCAGCAACGAGGGCGUUCUGACGGUGGUGAAGCCUCUGGAUUAUGAAUCACAGAAUGAGCACAUCCUGGUUCUGACGGUGGAAAAUGUCAAUCGCCUGAGCAACAAGGCUCCCAACUUCCCAGUAAGCAGUGCCACAGUGGUGGUGAUCGUCAUGAACGAGAACGAAGCUCCUCUUUUCAGGGAGGACCCCAUAAAGAUUGUGGUCCCUGAGUCCGUGGUUCCUGGGACGUUACUGAAAAGCAAUAUCGCCUUUGACCCUGAUCAUUCUGACCUGAGGUAUGAGAUGAGCAGAGAUCCCGAGAGGUGGCUGGAGAUCAACAGAGACACGGGAGACAUUACUGCCAAGAGAACCUUCAACAUGCGAUCUCCGAAUGUUAGAAACAAUGUCUACAAUGCUGUUGUCAAGGUCACAGACGCCGGCGGUGUGUCGACCACCGCCAGAGUGGCCAUCACUCUGAAGGAGACCAACGACUUCCCCCCCCAGCUCUUCCCUCUGAGCGGCACUGUGUGCCGGGGGGCAAGCCACAGGGGUUCUGGUCUGGUUGUGACGGCUGUGGAUGAAGACCUCCCUCCGCACGCUGCACCCUUCGCCUUCGACAUACCUGGGGAUCUGUCAAUCAACUGGACCGUUAAUCAAGUCAACAAUACUCACGCGGUGCUCCAGCCCCUCGUAGAGCUGCAGGCGGGGGAGUAUGCGGUUACAGUGUUCGUGUCCGACUCCGGCAGCCCACUCAUGAGCGCUUAUGCUCAGCUCAACGUCACGGUGUGUGUCUGUGACUCUUUUGGAGAUUGUAAGUCUGAGGCGGGGGCCGUCCUCGGCUCCAGUGUGGGAAUCAGCUUCAUCGCUCUCAUCAUCAUCAUGGCCAGCAUUGCACUCCUACUGUUGCUGCUCCUCCUGGCUGUGGCGGUGACCACCUGUGGGAGACGCCACCAUAUCAAGAAAGGAUCAGGUCUGCUCGUCGGGGAAUCAGAAGAUGACAUCCGGGACAAUGUCUUCAACUAUGAUGAGCAAGGCGGGGGUGAGGAGGACGAGAAUGGCUUUAGCAUUGACCUGCUGUGGAAUCCCCAUGACGCACCUUCAACGCCGGGGUCCUACUACCCUCGAGGCAAGCAGCCCCUCAGGAGGGAUGCCCCGCAUAACCUGCCCUCACCCAUCUACCCACGGAGGCCCCCAGCGGAUCCCACUGACAUCGAAGACUACAUCAAUGAUGGCCUGGAGGCUGCCGACAACGACCCCAACGUGCCUCCAUACGACACAGCCCUGAUCUAUGACUACGAGGGAGAGGGCUCCCUGACAGGCAGCCUCAGCUCCGUUGCUUCAGGCAGCUCCGACGGAGACCAGGACUACGACUACCUCAACGACUGGGGACCACGCUUUCAGAAAUUGGCUAACAUGUUUGACCCAUGUUAAGGCGGACAGCGCUCCACACAAAGAAGACCCGCAUGCCUCACCGCCAGUUAUGGGCACAGAUCAGGCCUCAGGAGUUUUAUUUUCUGCACACAUUUGAAAAGAUUUUAGUCCAAGACGAGAUUUGAAGCGUGCGAAAGAAAAAUAAAUGCUCUGUGAAACCACGGGUCUUUAGUUGAAUGUGCCUUCGGGUUAAAUUGAUGAUCAUUUGGACAGAAAUGAGAAAAAUGGCUCGUUGCAAAGUAAAGCUUGAGUAGACACGACCCGCCACGAGGAAAAGAAGCGCACCGAGUGUGUGUUGAAAUGAAUGUCCAUGUUUGGUUAUGUUUAACCUCAUAGAAAAAAAACUUUAUGUAUUUCUUUUUUAUAUACAUUAUUAUUUUAUAAGGUAAAUUGAUUUUGUUUGUUUUUCUUUUCCUCCAUUCCAGCAUCUGUAAAUCAUUUUGGGAGAAAAAUAUUUCUCAACAAAACAACGGAAUAUUCUGAAAUCAAAUUGAUUGGAGGUGUAGACUCUGAAUUGUGGUUUUUUUGUAUGAGUUUAGAGUUUAAAGGUGUCUACAGAAUAAUUGUAAAUCUUUUAUUUAGUGUGUGUUGUUUUUACAUUUUGUUAUGUUGCAGAUUUAUACAAAAACAUGUCAUCAAUCUACACUGAACACAUAACAACAAAGCGAAAACAGGAAAGGUUUACAAAUAAUAAAUAAAUAAAAAUAGUGAAAAUAUCACAUUGGUUGUUGUAGAGGCCCUAACAUUUUUCCAUUGUAAGUAUUGAAGCUAGGGGGACAUGUUCGGCUUGUGUUCUGCCACAAACAAUGUCAACAAUGUUCUCAUUAGCAGGCACUUACCUAAAUGCCUUUUAAUGGUACUGUGCCACCCUGUGUUCAAUUGUAGGAAGUGCACGUCCCAAUUCACCCAGUGUUUCCUUCAAAGAUAUAAGAAAGCAUAAAAACUAAAUGUUUGCUCCAACAGUGUUGUUGUGGCCAGCACUGUCACCUCACAGCGAGGUCCCGGUCCGGCCAGUCCUUCUGUGUGGAGUGGGCAUGUUCUCCCUAUGUCAGCGUGGGCUUCCUCCCACAGUCCAAAGACUGUAGGAGUAAAUUGGACUCUAAAUUGCCCGGAGGUUAUGAGCGUGAAUGGUCGUGAGUCUCUAUGUCAGCCCUGCGAUAAACUGGCAACCGGUCCAGGGUGAACCUCGCCCUGGCCCAAUGUCAGCUGAGAUCAGCUCCAGCGCCCCACGAUAAGCGGUUCGGAUAAUGGAAUGGAAUAUCAAACAUAACACCAAACAGAUGGAGCUGUUGCAGCGUUUCCAGCGGUGGAGACUCGAGAGAUUGGGAAGAGUUGAAUGGAGAGAAGUACGGAAAUAUCCUCAAUGAAAACGUGCUGGGCUGAGAUUUACCUUCCAACAGGACAAUGGCCCUAAACACACAUCUGGCAGACGGGAGGCCUCGACCAACGGGCCACAUCCAAUCUGAUGGAGCUUGAUAGGAUCUGCAGGUCCACGCGUGGAAAGCUUGUCUCGUCAUACCAAAGAAGACUCGAGGCCCAAAGGAAUACUGAACACUAUAUCAAUGUGAUAUUUCAGUGUGUAUCUCUAAUCAAUUUGCAAAAUAAAUCUAAAAUCCUG
This is a messenger RNA of Pseudoliparis swirei, 6961 nucleotides long. It is a transcript of the gene cdh15, whose product is annotated as cadherin 15, type 1, M-cadherin (myotubule). Bases 2974 to 5343 code for a protein of 789 amino acids. Gene Ontology annotation, biological process: calcium-dependent cell-cell adhesion; multicellular organism development; cell morphogenesis. The transcript is spliced from 15 exons. NCBI's taxonomy places the organism in Eukaryota, Metazoa, Chordata, Actinopteri, Perciformes, Liparidae. The record is from RefSeq and is a predicted model, not a curated record. Gene Ontology annotation, molecular function: calcium ion binding; cadherin binding. Gene Ontology annotation, cellular component: adherens junction; plasma membrane; catenin complex.